AUGUUAGUUGAUAUUUUGACUGCGUCAAUUCUAGUGUUGACGAUCAAUGUUAUUCCGUGUGUGCAUAGUUUUGGCCAUAGUUAUGUUAUCAAGAAAGAUUGGCUUAGCGGUGCUUUAUCACGCGAAUUUUCCGUCUACGACAAAACUGAAAAGGUACUAAAAUAUCGCAUUGAGUCUCGAUUUGCUUUUCGACACAAUAAUAAAAUAGUGGCUUACCCUUCGAAACAAGUCCUUGGCAAAUUAAAUGGCCGAUGGUCAUUGAGAGGAUAUGUAGGUGAUAUUUCGUUUUUGGAUCAGUCAACCAAUCGAUGGAUCGAUGGAAAUAUUACAGAAAUAUCAAAUUGGCGAAUGCGUGAAUUUAUGAUUAAUUGGAAUGGGACGAAUAUAAAUCUGAAAGGUCAAGUUGAUCUUCUACCUAAACAAUUUUAUGAAAAGGGCAGAGGCGAAUUGUUAGCUCAAUACAAAAUACGAUCGGCGUCAAGAUUGUGGGCUGCAAGAUACGAUAUGGACAUAUUUUCUAUUAAAUAUCCCGAAUCGUUGUAUCUUCUCGGAUUAGCUGUCGAAGAGUUGAGAUCAUCACCACCGAAAGGCUAG
Rotaria socialis is the source of this 594-nucleotide messenger RNA. The record is from the annotation of a GenBank genome assembly. NCBI's taxonomy places the organism in Eukaryota, Metazoa, Rotifera, Eurotatoria, Philodinida, Philodinidae.